Molecule: messenger RNA, 1344 nt
Organism: Heteronotia binoei (common prickly gecko)
Lineage: Eukaryota; Metazoa; Chordata; Lepidosauria; Squamata; Gekkonidae
Gene: BUD23
Product: BUD23 rRNA methyltransferase and ribosome maturation factor
Exons: 12
Coding region: 49-894 (281 amino acids)
Biological process (GO): rRNA (guanine-N7)-methylation
Cellular component (GO): nucleolus
Molecular function (GO): rRNA (guanine) methyltransferase activity
Source: RefSeq, a predicted model, not a curated record
ACAUCAUAGCAGUGGCCUGGUGCGUGUGGGUGACGUACGUGGCCGAAGAUGGCGGUCAGCGGGAAGCGGCCGGAGCACCGAGGACCGCCCGAGCUGUUCUACGAUGAGGCUGAAGCCCGGAAAUAUACGCACAAUUCUCGGAUGAUUGAGAUCCAGUCACAGAUGUCUGAACGAGCUGUGGAGCUGUUGGGUCUCCCAGAAGGCCAUCCAUGUUUUUUGCUGGAUGUGGGCUGUGGCUCUGGUUUGAGUGGGGAUUACAUCUCUGAGGAGGGACACUUCUGGGUGGGUAUGGACAUCAGCUCUGCUAUGCUGGAUGUGGCUAUUGAGAGAGAAGUGGAGGGAGACCUGAUGCUCACAGACAUGGGUCAGGGGAUCCCCUUCAGGCCUGGGACCUUUGAUGGCUGCAUCAGCAUUUCUGCAGCGCAGUGGCUCUGCAACGCUGAUAAGAAGACACACAGCCCUCCAAAACGAUUGUAUCGAUUCUUCUCUACUCUUUAUACUGCACUGGCCCGAGGAGCCCGAGCUGUUCUGCAGCUUUAUCCAGAAAACGCUCAGCAGCUGGAACUCAUCACCACCCAGGCCAUGAAAGCAGGCUUCACUGGCGGCAUGGUGGUGGAUUACCCCAACAGUGCCAAAGCGAAGAAGUUUUUUCUCUGCCUCUUUGUUGGCCCAAGUGAUGUUUUGCCAAAGGGUCUCGGCACGGAGUGCAGCGACGAAGAACCAGCACAGGCAAAAUUCAUCAGUGAAAGAAUACGGUUUAAGAAUGCUAAAGGGCGGUCAGUGAAGAAAAGCCGGGAUUGGGUGCUGGAGAAGAAGGAGCGGCGGCGGCGGCAGGGCAAGGAAGUGCGGGCAGACACGAAAUACACAGGCCGAAAGCGGCGGCCUCAUUUCUGAGACCCCAUCCCGCCUUUGGAACUGCUUCCAGUCUAUGGAGUACAGCACCUGCCAGUGUGGCCUUUUACAUUGGAAGACACUGGCCGAAGUCCUGCAUCUGAGCUUCCACCUAGGCCCAUGCCCGAACUGCGUCUAGUCUGCUUGAACCACAGCAAGCAAAGGCUUCUUGGAGAGACAGACUCGUAUCCAUAGGGUUUGACUAGCAUUCAUAUCGGCCUGCUUUCCUAGGCCUUUCUCCAGCCGGGCUGGGAAGCUGCAGCUUGGUUCCCCCCCCCCCCCUUAUUGCUACUCAAGCUCAGCUGUUGAGCUACAGCAGCAUCGAUUGCAGCCCUGCUGGUGCGCUCUGUGUGCGGCAGGGGUUGGGGGAGACAUUAAAAACCUUUUAAGAACCUGAUGAUAAAGUAGUCCCGAAAGGGGGCUUUAGAAAAAGGAUUAAAACUGAUGACUCAA